AUGAUUUUCUCCUUGAAUAGCAUUUUUAGGUAUAAUCGAUUGGUACGACCGACAGCAAACGCAAAUGAUACGAUUCGUAUUGAGUUCAAGUUAAAGCUCAAUCAAAUCGUCGACGUACACGCGAAGCACCAAACGCUUACAGUGAUUGGAUGGCUGCUCCAUCAUUGGUACGAUUAUCGUCUAUCCUGGAAUCCGGAAGAGUACGGUGGUGUGAAAAAUCUAUACGUUCCAGGCGAGAUGAUUUGGUUACCGGACAUUAUUCUUUACAAUAAGAUUCAUAUAUCGGUGAACCUUGCAGCCAAUAUUCAUUCCAUUACCUCUGCGAUGCUACGAAUGUGGUUGAAUCCAUUGCGCAUUCCUAAAGGAUAG
This is a messenger RNA of Angiostrongylus costaricensis, 369 nucleotides long. NCBI's taxonomy places the organism in Eukaryota, Metazoa, Nematoda, Chromadorea, Rhabditida, Metastrongylidae. The record is from the annotation of a GenBank genome assembly.